Molecule: messenger RNA, 675 nt
Organism: Arvicola amphibius (Eurasian water vole)
Lineage: Eukaryota; Metazoa; Chordata; Mammalia; Rodentia; Cricetidae
Gene: Cacng1
Product: calcium voltage-gated channel auxiliary subunit gamma 1
Exons: 4
Coding region: 1-675 (224 amino acids)
Biological process (GO): calcium ion transmembrane transport; regulation of calcium ion transmembrane transport via high voltage-gated calcium channel
Cellular component (GO): L-type voltage-gated calcium channel complex; membrane
Molecular function (GO): voltage-gated calcium channel activity; calcium channel regulator activity
Source: RefSeq, a predicted model, not a curated record
AUGUCACAGACCAGAACCCUAAAGGUACGUGUGACCCUCUUCUUCAUCCUGGUGGGAGGAGUGCUGGCCAUGGUGGCUGUGGUGACCGACCACUGGGCCUUGCUGAGUCCACACCUGGAACACCAUAACGAAACUUGCGAGGCGGCCCACUUCGGCCUCUGGAGGAUCUGCACCACGCGCGUCGCCGUGCGUGACAAAAAAGACAAAAAUUGCGAACGCAUCACGCUGUCUGGAGACAAGAACUGCUCCUACUUCAGGCAUUUCAACCCAGGAGAGAGCUCAGAGAUCUUUGAAUUCACCACUCAGAAAGAGUACAGCAUCUCAGCAGCGGCCAUUGCCAUCUUCAGCCUCGGCUUCAUCAUCGUGGGCUCCAUCUGCGCACUCCUGUCCUUUGGGAAUAAGCGUGAUUAUCUGCUGAGGCCAGCAUCUAUGUUCUAUGCCUUUGCAGGGCUCUGCCUUAUUGUCUCUGUGGAGGUCAUGAGGCAAUCGGUGAAGCGCAUGAUUGACAGCGAGGACACCGUCUGGAUUGAGUACUACUACUCAUGGUCCUUCGCCUGUGCCUGUGCUGCGUUCACCCUGCUCUUCCUCGGAGGGCUGUUCCUCCUGCUCUUCUCCCUGCCUCGGAUGCCCCAGAACCCCUGGGAGUCCUGCAUGGAUGCUGAGCCAGAACACUAG